AACUUGGAUCACAAGCUGACCCAAUAAAUGGGGGUUGGGUCGAAAGUUGGCACAACUGUGAGGUCUGAAGGACGGAAGAUUAUUGGGAAGUUGGGAGAUUGGGAGAUCCACCCGGGUCACCGAGUCCCGAACCCUAAUUAAAUCCGUCCAACUCCAAAGUUUGACUGGAGUCACUGGACAGUCACUGGACCCCGAGGGAUAUUUUCACUUACGUACAACUACAUCCAAUGUCCUCUGCAUUAACGACUUCAUGUCAUUACUGUCAUGCAUUAGGGUAUAAAGUUCAUUCCCCCUUGCUCUCCACACGCCGCAUAAUACAACUACAUCCCUCUGUUAGAAAAGAACAACAAUUGUGUGAGAGAAAGAGAAGACGUCAAACCCCAUCACCAUCAGCACAGAUCAAUGCCGAGGUCCAACGCUCACUCAUAUUUCGGAGUCCUGCAAGGCUCCACUUGGCCGUCCUCCCCAAAUUAGGACAUUGCUGCGCAAUAAAUCUCUAUUCGCUGCAACGGUCAACGCAGGGUGGCAGUCGUAUCCUGGAAUGGCUCCACUCACCGGGAGUGGAGUCAAGCCCAAGUCCAGCCAGCAUCGCCGUCGAUGGUUUUAACUUUCAUGCAGUAUCAAUGCUUUCCGGCCCUUCCCACCAGCACGAAGAGCACCGGAUGGUCCUGACUAAUCCUUUUUCCUGAGCCAGACUCAGCCAGUCGCUUCGCCCCGACAGGAAAUCAGGGCUUUUGUCCUUUUUUUGCCGGUCAUCCGAGAACUAGCUGCAGCAAUGGGGCCUUCGAGGAGCUGAACCACCACUCAGGGCGAACGAGAUCAAUAUCAAGAAAUGGUACGAUAGCUGGAUGCAUACUUAGCUCGGA
This is a messenger RNA of Aspergillus pseudonomiae, 866 nucleotides long. RefSeq lists its product as uncharacterized. The record is from RefSeq and is a predicted model, not a curated record. Lineage: Eukaryota; Fungi; Ascomycota; Eurotiomycetes; Eurotiales; Aspergillaceae. The transcript has a single exon. Bases 228 to 689 code for a protein of 153 amino acids.